CAGAGCUUUAAACGUCGCUGAGACACACUGGUUGACAAACAUCCAAGACUUUUAAUUCUCUGCGCCGUGGGUCUUUAUCUUCAAGUUCUGCGAGAGUAUUAAUAAUAAUUCAAAUAAAACCAAGAGUCAUCAUUAUCAUUAUCACCACUGUCAGCUUUUAUUUUGGACAAAAAUGCUGAGGCUGGAUUUAAGGGCUGUUUUGCUGUUGUUUUGUGUGGUAACAUGUGUUUCCGGGAUGAGACGAGAGUACUUUCUAAAGAUAGAAGAGGUGUCGUGGAACUAUGCUCCAACUGGGAUGAACAUCAUCCAAAACCGCUCAAUCCAGGACGAUGAAGAAGCCUCCGUCUUUUUAAAGAGCGGUCCGCAGCGUAUCGGCUCAACCUACAAGAAGGCUGUUUAUAAGCAGUACAGCGACGCCACCUACAGGACGGAGUUGACAAAAGCAGAAUGGCUGGGUUACCUCGGACCUCUGUUGAUGGCUGAGGAGGGCGAUACACUGAUUGUCCACCUGAAGAACACAGCGUCCAGACCUUACAGCGCCCACCCACAUGGUCUGAACUAUACUAAAGGCAACGAGGGAGCACUCUACCCAGAUGGCACGGGUCCAGAGCUGAAGCGAGAUGAUUCGGUACCUCCUGGUCAAACAGUGACCUAUGAGUGGACCCUCGCAGAAUCCCACAGCCCAACAUCACAUGACAGCAACUGCAUGACCAGAUUCUACCAUUCCCACGUCAGCCCGCCAAAAGACAUCAACUCAGGGUUGAUAGGGCCCCUCAUCGUCUGUAAGAGAGGAACUCUGGACUUACAUGGCGAUAGUUCAGCAGACUACCAGUAUGCUCUGCUGUUCAUGGUGUCAGAUGAGAACUUCAGCUGGUACCUGGAUGAAAACAUCAGGACAUACAUCACAAAUCCUGCCAGAAACCUGAAGGAGGACGAAGACUUCAUUGAGAGCAACAAGAUGCAUGGUAUUAAUGGUUUGCUGUAUGGUAAUCUUCGUGGACUGAGCAUGUGCCAAGGCAACAAGAUCCAGUGGCAUUUGUUUGCAUUAGGCAAUGAGGUGGACAUGCAUUCAGUCCAUUUCCAUGGUCAGAUCCUGACCACUAUGAACCAUCAUACAGACACAAUCAGUCUUUUUCCUGCUUUGAGCACCACGGCGGAAAUGGUAGCUGACAACCCAGGACACUGGCUGCUGGCAUGUAGUGUCAAUGACCAUCUGAUGGCUGGAAUGCAGGCUUUGUUUGAGAUAAAGAAGUGCUUCCCCAAUGUCCACAAGCCCCGGCCUUAUGGAGAGCAGCGACAGUACUUCAUUGCCGCUGAAGAAGAAGUUUGGGACUAUGCUCCUACAGUGCCUACAGAUGGUGCGGCAGAAACGUUUGUAACCCGAGGUCGAAACCGCAUUGGAAGCCGCUAUAAAAAGGUUCGCUAUGUGGAGUACACUGACAACACCUUCAUGACAAAGAUGCUCCGCAGCCCAGAGGACCAGCACCUUGGAAUUCUGGGUCCUGUGUUGAAGGCUGAAGAGAAAGACACUAUCAGGGUGGUGUUCAAGAACAAAGCCAGUCGGCCUUACACAAUACAACCUCAUGGAGUACAGUACAGCGUGGAACAGGAUGGCACACUGUAUCACAAUGAGUUGGAAGAGUCUUAUACAGAUAAGAAACUGCGGGAGCUGAAGAGGCUGCCAAGGGUGGUGACUCCUCCCCCUGCUGCUCUGGUCAGACCUGGGAUGGUGCACAUCUAUGAGUGGAUGGUGCCUGUAGGUGCUGGACCCGUAGAAGGGGAGGCUGACUGUCUGACCUAUCUGUACUACUCUGCUGUGGACCCUGUUAAAGAUACCAGCUCUGGACUGGUGGGGCCACUUCUCAUUUGUCGACCUAAAUCGCUGAAGAAGGGAGUACAGAAAAACUAUAAUAAAGAGUUUCACCUCAUGGCCACUGUAUUUGAUGAGAACCUGAGCUGGUAUCUUGAUGACAACAUUAGGACUUUCACUACUGCUCCCAACACUGUCAACAAGGAGGACGAGGGCUUCAUCGAGAGCAACAAAAUGCAUGCCAUCAAUGGGUUCGUGUAUAACAAUCUCCCAGGGCUGACCAUGUGUAAGGGCGAUAAAGUAUCAUGGCACCUGUCAGGACUGGGGUCAGAGACAGACAUCAUCAGUCUCUACUUCCAGGGCAACCGUUUCAUCUAUGAGCAGAACAGACGGGACACCAUCAGCGUAUUCCCUCACAUCUCACACACUGUCACUAUGGAGCCGGACAGCAUGGGUCAGUUUGAGGUGGUGUCUGCUACAGUGAACCAUUACCGUAAUGGGAUGAGGGCCAACUACACGGUAGAGAAGUGCAGCAUACUUCAUCGUCAGAGUGAGAUGAUGUUACAUUCAAAAACCUACUACAUCGCUGCCAUGGAAAUAGACUGGGACUACGCUCCAAACCGCACCUGGGAGGUGGAGAUGUUCCGCGGCAUGGAGAGUCCUGCCCCCGUCUUUCUGGACAAGCAGGGUGGAUUCAUAGGCUCUCGUUACAAGAAGGUCGUCUACCGACAGUUCACCAGUGACAAGUUUACCAAACAGGUCGAAAGAACCGCUGACAUGGAGCAUCUCGGCAUUAUGGGUCCAAUGAUUCACGCUAAUGUUGGAGACAAAGUUAAGGUGGUUUUCAAGAACAUGGCAACCAGACCUUAUUCCAUUCAUGCACACGGAGUCAAAACAGAAAACCCCAGCGUCCACCAAACCCAACCAGGUGAAAUUCACACCUACUACUGGUAUGUCAACAAGAACACUGGACCAACAACAGAGCAAGAGGAGUGCUCUGUGUCAGCGUACUACUCUACUGUUGAUGUUGCAAAGGACCUUUACAGCGGACUGAUUGGUCCAUUAGUCGUCUGCCGCCGUAGUUGGGGCAGGACUUUAGGACUGAAGAAGGAAGUGGAAGAGUUUGCACUGCUUUUCCUGGUUUUUGACGAGAAUGAGAGUUGGUAUCUGGAUGAAAACAUCAGAGCGCAGAUCAGGAACCCUCGCCCAAACUUAAAGGAUGAUGAAGACUUUAUAGAGAGCAACAAAAUGCACGCCAUCAAUGGAUAUGUGUAUGCUAACCUGAAUGGUCUGAACAUGGAGGUGGACGAUAAGGUGUACUGGUACCUAAUGGGAAUGGGCAAUGAAGUGGACAUACACACAGCACACUGGCAUGGCCAUAGUGUGGAAUAUAAGCUGGGUGGAGGUGCUCACCGUGCUGAUGUGUAUGAGCUGUUUCCAGCCACCUUUCAGACAGUAAAGAUGCGUCCUCAGUAUCCUGGUACCUGGCUGCUCCACUGUCACGUCACAGACCACAUUAAAGCUGGCAUGGAAGCCAUGUACACUGUUACUGAAAAACCAAAGAAGAGUGGAAUCUUUGGCUGAAGGAAAAGUGAGAGACGAGUAAAAGGACGAUGUCAGUGCCUCAGUUUACUAAAUGCCUCCGUUAAUGAUGCAUAGCAGAAACUUAACAUGGAAUCAAGCAUUACCAACAGUUAUUGUAUAAUAAAAUGUCUUUUUUAUAAUCAUUUUUGCUCAGUAACUUUUCUAAAGACUGCCAGACUGUAGUGAAAAAAUAAUUAAAAAAUAAAUUUAAAA
Molecule: messenger RNA, 3607 nt
Organism: Haplochromis burtoni (Burton's mouthbrooder)
Lineage: Eukaryota; Metazoa; Chordata; Actinopteri; Cichliformes; Cichlidae
Gene: cp
Product: ceruloplasmin
Exons: 24
Coding region: 173-3394 (1073 amino acids)
Biological process (GO): iron ion transport
Cellular component (GO): plasma membrane
Molecular function (GO): oxidoreductase activity; copper ion binding
Source: RefSeq, a predicted model, not a curated record